CUUUUUAUCCUUACCACAUACUGUUUAAAUGCUACACUCGCCUUAUCUUAAGAUUUUCAUGCACCCAUGCACUCACACAUGCAUACCCAAUAAACCAAUAUGAAUAGUAGCCUAUGUAACACAGCUUACAAUAUAAUACAGAUUUAAAAUAGUGUAAACUGCCUGCCCAUUAGUCGACUAACUCCACUGCCUAAUAGUAAAAAGGUUGAUUUUGGGAUCAUUGGAUUUCUCCUGAUGACGAGCAGUCAAGCACGUAUAUGAUUAAAAUUUUAUUUUUAACUAAUUUCAUUAGGAAGGCCUCAUGAUGAAGUAGUAUGAUAGCUAAGGGAACUCCUCAACGGUUAACAGUAACUACCUGUCGUUUGGGGUUGAUUAUUUUAUAUUAAUGAGAACUUUGUACUCCUCUGGGUUAAACACAGUAUAUCAGGCCUGUUAAACAAACAAUAAAAAUAAAAAACUGCGUUUAAAAGAAGCGACUACAAAACCAAAAAUUAAAAAUCCACAAAAAGUAAAAAGCAAAAUAGGUUUUUUGUGAAGUGAUUUUUUUUGCUUUUUGAACUAUACAUUUAUUUUGUUACUCGUCUUUAACUGAUUUCGUAAUAUGCAAUCAUAUUAAACAUUUCCUAUGAAAACCAGCGAGUUCAUUCUAACAUUAAUAUUAAAUCGUUGCAUCAUUAUAUUUAUUGACGUCAUCAAAUCAUAAUUUGAAUUCAACAAUGAAAAUAGUUUAUUAUCAUUUCAUAUUUUAUGACUGUUAAUUAUGACACGAGACAUUUAUUGAGAGGUGUUAUAUUGUUUCUAGAUUUUAGCCGUUGCUUAUUAUUUAGGUACGGUACAUGACAGAUUUACUAAAUAACAUUUCAAACAUUACGCUGCUAUGGCACAGAAUAUUUAUACAGGUGGAGCUUCCCGACGUAUGAGAGUUCAACGUAAUGUCAAACACCUAUCUAUAUCAGAAAUAAUUUUACAUCUAAAUAUAAACCGUGCAUAAGAAUUCACAACACAGAGAGCGCGAGACAGUGAGAUAGUGCGAGUCUCUGUUUCCUUGCCAAUAGCUGCGACAUUGUAUCUAUUGACACGGGCCAGCAGCACGUUCGCCGCCGACUAUUUUGAGUAGACGGGUGGCGCACGUGUCGAGCGGCGGCGGCGAAGCAGCGGCGUGCGGAUCCGCGCCCUCAACUUCUCCUCGCAAAAAACCCCUCAAUGAAAAAGGCAAAUCCCUACAGAAUGUUAUUGAGCAGUGCACCGGUAGCGCAGAUGCAGGUGGCCGCGGCGUGGUACAUAUCGCAUCACCGCCCGCCCGCAAUUUCGCGUAAAAUUGGCAGCGUGCGGCGGGCGGGCGGCGGCAGCGGCGCGGAGCGUCGCUCCCGAAAUAGUGUUCGGGCGCGGUCGUACGCUCUCGGGAACGGCGCCCCAGUCGCCGUGUGGCCGCGCGCGCGCACCCGCGUCGCUUCGCCAGCCGUCCCGACGCCGCACGAAUACCCGGGUGAGGGAACGAGCUCGCCGGUGCACGAGUCAACGGUGCGCGUAUUUCGGUCGCGAGAGGGCCCCGGGCCGCGUCGGGCGCGCUGCCCGCGCGCUGGCCGCCGUGCUCUGGUGGUGGUGCGUGGCGCUGCUGCGGCUGGUCGCGCUCUGCGCGCCUCCCCCCGGCCCGUCGCCGCCGCCCUCCGCCCGCGCCGCGGAAGAUGCGCCGUCGGCGGCCGCUUGCGCGAGCGCGCCUUCCAACACCACCGAGCCGUCGCCGCCGCCCGAGCCGCCCGACCCGCCCGCGCACACCGGUCAGUACACCUGCGCCCGCACUCCGCAGUCCGCUCUCCCACUCGCUCCACCUCUUGCUUCACCACGCCACCCGCUGCGUCAACGCUGCGCCGCCGCUGUCACGCCGACUCAAUACCUCGCUCCGACUACUGCUCAUCAUAAUAUUAUUAAUUUCAUAGUUCACCAUAUCACGACAACCACGUGGUCUUGUACCAAUGAAAUGCACCGCCAACACAACAAAGAGUAAAAUUGUUUGUUUAAAUUUAAAACAUUUUGUGAUACCUAAAUGGU
Molecule: messenger RNA, 2049 nt
Organism: Spodoptera frugiperda (fall armyworm)
Lineage: Eukaryota; Metazoa; Arthropoda; Insecta; Lepidoptera; Noctuidae
Exons: 1
Coding region: 1204-1920 (238 amino acids)
Source: RefSeq, a predicted model, not a curated record